AUGAUUUCAGAAGCGACAGGAACGCUAUCGGGAGCAUGUGACGGCGUAGUCCGUCAUCAUGACUCAAUCCGAGCGCAACAUUGCGUAAUAGUCUCACAGCACAGGCUGCAAUUGUAUAUGCAAGCUACUCUGAUCCGGCCAUCUCUAAAGCGUCAGAGGGAUUUUCAUAAUGAUCAUUGCGAUCUGCCAUCGAAAAGAUGUUAUCGUGAGGAGGGGUUCAUCGAGGACUACAGAAGUAAUCGUUCACCGCACUUUUCAGCCCCUGUCUGUAGAAUGCUUACUGUAAGAAAUCUUGAUGGAGAGGAGAAAUCCUUGGAAAUUGAUGAUCUGGUCGAUAUGGUGCUACAAGUGACGAAGAAUCUAGAUGAUGCCGAAUUAGCACAGCAACUUGUACAAGUUUCCAAGAGACGUUAUCAGAAUAAAGUGGCAGCUGCUCGUUAUCGUGAUAAACAGAAGGAGAGAAGGCAGAUUCUUUUGAAAGAGCAGGCUGAACUUGAGGAGAAAAACAUCAAGCUCAAGGAAACCAUCAAACAACUUGAAUGUGAAGUCGCUGAAUACAAAAGAAAACUGGUACAGAUAGUGUCUGAUCUCCCCGAUACGAGUACGUAG
This is a messenger RNA of Strongylus vulgaris, 609 nucleotides long. The record is from the annotation of a GenBank genome assembly. NCBI's taxonomy places the organism in Eukaryota, Metazoa, Nematoda, Chromadorea, Rhabditida, Strongylidae.